Fusarium redolens is the source of this 300-nucleotide messenger RNA. RefSeq lists its product as uncharacterized. Bases 1 to 300 code for a protein of 99 amino acids. The record is from RefSeq and is a predicted model, not a curated record. The transcript is spliced from 2 exons. NCBI's taxonomy places the organism in Eukaryota, Fungi, Ascomycota, Sordariomycetes, Hypocreales, Nectriaceae.
AUGGCGGUGCGUCAGUGGACAAGACAAGAAAAGUUCAAGCGCGGUGUUUGGGCCGUUGCCUUCGCAGCGUGCAUUUUUGCCGGCACCAUCACAGGCGCACAACUAAAGACGGAUAAUGAGAAGAAAGAGGCUAUUCAAGAGUUCCGGGCGACAUCCCCCAACGAACAAAUAGCUGCCCUCCUAUCCCAACGAAAAUCUCUGGUAUCACAAAAGGCUGUUCUCCAAAGAAAAAUGGACGCCUUCGAAGUCCGUGUCAAGGAACGCGAGGCUGAGAAGGCAAGAAAAGAGGAAAGCCCAUGA